UUCCCGUGGUGCAGCCAGAGCGAGUGGAGAAGGCUCGUCCACGUCAUCAAGAGCCUCUUGGACAGAGAGGUCCUCUAUGUGCCUUACUCUCUAGAAUACGUUCAGCACCUGCCUUUGCUGAACUUCCAGCCUUUUGCCUAUCACCUCCAGUUCUCGGUGCUUCUCUUGCGGGGCUUUCAGUUCCUGUGCAGUUCGAGUGGCGCCACGUGGCUGCCCGGGGAGGCGUGGAAACACGUGGCGAGGCUCUACUGCCUCAGCCUCUCAGAUUUGCUGGGCUCCGUCAAGGGCGUUGCCCGUUGCCAGUGGCACCCCACGGAGGAGAAGAACAUGACGCGGGAAUUGUCCUUUGUUUACAUCCAGAUGUUUUGCCACACGCUUCACGUGGCAGCCAUGUUGCCGGAGAGUACCGGGGAGCCGCUCCUGCUCCUCUCCCUGGAGAUCCUCUCCCAGUAC
Gekko japonicus is the source of this 453-nucleotide messenger RNA. RefSeq names its product gem-associated protein 4-like. Lineage: Eukaryota; Metazoa; Chordata; Lepidosauria; Squamata; Gekkonidae. The record is from RefSeq and is a predicted model, not a curated record. Gene Ontology annotation, cellular component: SMN complex. Gene Ontology annotation, biological process: rRNA processing; spliceosomal snRNP assembly. The annotation marks the transcript as partial. The transcript has a single exon.